Molecule: messenger RNA, 2209 nt
Organism: Colias croceus (clouded yellow)
Lineage: Eukaryota; Metazoa; Arthropoda; Insecta; Lepidoptera; Pieridae
Gene: eRF1
Product: eukaryotic peptide chain release factor subunit 1
Exons: 9
Coding region: 386-1699 (437 amino acids)
Biological process (GO): cytoplasmic translational termination
Cellular component (GO): translation release factor complex; cytosol
Molecular function (GO): translation release factor activity, codon specific; sequence-specific mRNA binding
Source: RefSeq, a predicted model, not a curated record
CUUUCAUUUCCUCAAAUCGAAAACGAGUGGAGGCGUUCGUUCGGUCGAUCGCUUGGUUACGUUCACGUCAUCUUUUAUCUUCUAAUGUCUGAUUUUUGCAUCCCACAUGCUUAGGGGUAACCGAAACAAGAAAAAAUCAAAGAAUCCCAGAACCAGAAGAAAAGUACGAGUGAGAGUGACGGAAUUAAAUGUAAAAUAGAAAGUGAACGAAGUUGAGUUGAGGUAUCCCGUCCGGUUCGAUCUGGUAAAAGUCGGUUCAACUACAAGUUCGAUACCCUUUCCUUUGAAUAUCUUUGUUUUAACAUUUAGUGUUGUGGUAUAAACUUUCGUUUCGAUACGUUAUUGAAGUUUUGUGUUUAAAAGUUAAUAAGAAACAAAAGCAACAAUGUCCGAAGAAUCGUCCGCCGAUCGCAACGUAGAAAUAUGGAAGAUCAAGAAGUUGAUCAAGAGCUUGGAGAUGGCGCGAGGGAACGGUACAUCCAUGAUCUCCCUCAUCAUACCGCCAAAGGAUCAGAUCUCGCGUGUUUCCAAAAUGUUGGCCGACGAGUUUGGUACAGCGUCGAACAUUAAGUCGCGCGUGAACAGGCUAUCCGUGCUCGGAGCGAUCACAUCUGUGCAGCACAGGCUAAAGCUGUACACUAAAGUACCACCAAACGGCCUGGUCAUCUACUGCGGCACAAUAGUGACUGAAGAGGGCAAGGAGAAGAAAGUGAACAUUGAUUUUGAGCCGUUCAAGCCGAUCAACACGUCUCUAUACCUGUGCGAUAAUAAGUUUCACACAGAGGCGUUGACGGCUCUGCUUGCUGAUGAUAAUAAGUUUGGUUUCAUCGUGAUGGACGGUAAUGGGGCGCUGUUUGGUACGCUGCAGGGUAAUACCAGAGAGGUACUGCACAAGUUCACGGUCGACCUGCCUAAGAAGCACGGUCGCGGUGGUCAGUCCGCGCUACGUUUCGCCCGUCUCCGUAUGGAGAAGCGGCACAAUUACGUGCGCAAAGUGGCUGAAGUGGCCACUCAGUUGUUUAUCAGCCAGGAUAAACCGAACGUGGCCGGUCUUAUUCUGGCCGGUUCAGCUGAUUUCAAGACUGAGCUGUCGCAGUCUGAUAUGUUUGACCCUCGUCUCCAAUCGAAAAUUAUCAAACUGGUGGACGUAUCGUACGGCGGUGAGAACGGAUUCAACCAAGCGAUCGAACUAGCGGCCGAGUCCCUACAGAACGUCAAGUUUAUACAGGAGAAGAAGCUUAUCGGACGGUACUUUGAUGAGAUCUCGCAGGACACCGGAAAAUACUGUUUCGGUGUGGAUGAUACUUUGCGCGCUUUGGAGCUCGGCUCCGUUGAGACUCUUAUAUGUUGGGAGAAUUUGGAUAUUCAGCGGUACGUGCUAAAGUCUCACGCGACCAACCAAGAGACGAUCCUGCACUUGACGCCCGAACAAGAGAAGGACAAGUCACAUUUCACCGAUAAAGAGAGCGGCGUCGAACUCGAGUUAGUCGAGUGUCAACCAUUACUCGAGUGGCUCGCGAACAACUACAAGUCGUUUGGUGCGACGUUGGAGAUCAUCACGGACAAGAGUCAGGAGGGAAGCCAGUUUGUGCGCGGCUUUGGUGGGAUCGGCGGUCUCCUGCGUUACAAGGUGGACUUCCAAUCUAUGCAACUGGACGACGAGGAAAUAGACAAUCUGUAUGAUAUCGACGAUUAUUAGACUAUAUUUUAAUUUUAAUAACUAUUAAAUAUUGAAAGUCACAUCAUUAGAGGUGCAGCAACACGUGAGGUUAAAGUUGACUAACUAAAUUGGUAGAUUUUUUUUUUUUUUUGGGAAAAUAAAGAUGAAGUUUUUUUAAUAUAAUAUGGGAAAUAAUGUUGGAUGUUUUCUUCUAGUAAUUCCGUCCCAUUUUAUUGUAAUACAUAGAAAGUAAAAUUAGCAUUAACUAAUAGUGUACGGAAUCAGCAUUCGGAACCGUACGAUAAUUAUCGUACAAAUACGAUAAUUUUGUACCUACGUACGAUGUACGAUAGCAUAGUAUUAUCGUACGCUGAUUGUACGAUAAUUUCUAUCAUGCAAAAUUCGAGAAUUUAUAUUAUUUCACCCAUACAAAUAUGAAAUUUUGACGUGUUUCAUAUCGAACUUUUAUGGGAACAGUGAAAUUUUGUCAGAUUGAAUUUUAAACUUGGCGCGUUUAUUGAACAUAAAGUGGAAAGGGAAUCGGUUCAG